AUUGAGAAGGAGAGAGAUGAGCUCUACGAAAAGUUUGUCAGCGCAGUGCAGGAAGUGCAGCAGAAAUGUGGCCUGAAGAACACCCUGUUGGAACGUCGACUGGCUUUUCUUGGAGAGAAACUCGAAAAGAAGGAGCUACAAUUCAACGAGGUCAUGUCCACCGGCAACGUUGAUCCAGUUGCUGUUGCCGAAACGACGCGGAAACUGGAGGAAACUCUGGACUCGAAGAACGUGGCAAUUAAAGAUCUGCAAUACGAACUGGCUAGAGUGUGCAAGGCCCACAACGACCUGCUGGAGGCUAUUCGUGUGAAGAUGGCCAACGUUGGAGUCCCCUUCGAUGAACUGGGCUUUCGGGCAGUCGACUGUGUGCUGCCAAAUCAUGUCUUGGGAAAGGGUCCAGCUGGUCUAGUAUCUAUUCCUCCUUGA
Messenger RNA from Dibothriocephalus latus, 426 nucleotides. The record is from the annotation of a GenBank genome assembly. NCBI's taxonomy places the organism in Eukaryota, Metazoa, Platyhelminthes, Cestoda, Diphyllobothriidea, Diphyllobothriidae.